This is a messenger RNA of Fimicolochytrium jonesii, 1182 nucleotides long. Its product is annotated as armadillo-type protein. The record is from RefSeq and is a predicted model, not a curated record. Bases 1 to 1182 code for a protein of 393 amino acids. The transcript has 8 exons. Lineage: Eukaryota; Fungi; Chytridiomycota; Chytridiomycetes; Spizellomycetales; Powellomycetaceae. Gene Ontology annotation, molecular function: protein binding.
AUGGCAGCUGUAGCCAGCACCACACCCUCGCAAUUCACAUUCGCUCCCACGACGGCCGAGUCCGCAGCGUUCGACCGACCCGAUGAGCUAACGAGCGCCGAGCUCGCCGCGCUGCGGGCGCCCACGGUGCCGGCUGGGGUGGAUUCGACGACGUUUCAUUUGGCGUAUGGUGCUCGGGGGAUUCCCAAACUUAUCGAGGGCCUCUCGUCCUCCACGCCCCUCUUCCGCAAACAACAAUCGCUCUGCUUCCUCUCCGACCUCUUCCACCGCCCCGAAAACGUCUCCCAAGGGCUCGAAGAAGGCAUCGUCGGCAUCCUCGCGCGGCUGCUGCGUGUCGAUGUGACGGUGAGGCAGAAGGCGAGCGAGUGUUUGAAGAUUAUUUCUGGACAUGCCGUGGGGCGGGCGGGCAUCGUGCAAGCGAAUGUAUUGGAAAUCCUAUCCCGUCGGGUAAGCUAUUUCUUUUCGAAGCAAACGGAGAGGUUUACAGACUCCGACGACCUCGUCCGGCGCAACAUCCACCAGACCCUCAGCCAACUCACGCUCGACCAACCCGGUGCGGCCGCCGUCCUCUCCACAUCCGGCCUGCUCCCCGCGCUCAUCGGCGCCCUCCCCUUCGAGCGGGCGCUGGACGUGCAGGUCCCCAUCCUGUCGGCAUGCUACAACUGCAUCCGGCGGGGCGCGCCGCCGCAUGUGCCGGACGUACCGAUCGAGUGUGGGGCUAUGAAUGUCUUUACGAAGAUGUUGAAGGUUGGGUGUUCGAGUGACGUGCUGGUGGGGGUUGCGAAAUGUAUUAUGGCUUUGAGCGAAUACCACCAAGGGAAACGACUGGCGGUUGAGAACAACACCAUUGAGGUGCUCAUCCCGCUGCUUCGUCAUCGGAGGUCGGAGGUCCGUGCCGCUGUCGCAGCAGCCCUCAUGAGCAUCACAAUAGACGUAGAAGCCAAACGCCUCGUCGUCCGCUCCGGCGACGCCCUCCCGAUCCUCAUGUCCCUCCUCCGGGAUCGCAGUGAUACAUUGUUGGUCAAUGUUGUCAAGACGCUGACGAAUUGUGCGGAGGAUUACAGAGGACGAUUUCAGUUGCAUCAGUGCUUGAAACAGUUACAAACCCUGUACGAUUCCCCCAACCCACAACUAGCGCAAGCUGCUCGCCGUGCAGUUGAAGUGAUCACUUGGCGCCCAUAA